Messenger RNA from Numida meleagris (helmeted guineafowl), 1759 nucleotides. It is a transcript of the gene PDCD1, whose product is annotated as programmed cell death 1. Gene Ontology annotation, cellular component: membrane; external side of plasma membrane. The record is from RefSeq and is a predicted model, not a curated record. Bases 155 to 1216 code for a protein of 353 amino acids. Lineage: Eukaryota; Metazoa; Chordata; Aves; Galliformes; Numididae. The transcript has 5 exons. Gene Ontology annotation, biological process: negative regulation of immune response; positive regulation of T cell apoptotic process.
CCUCCUCCUCCUCCUCUCCACAUCCCUUCCCACUGGGAGCAGCCAACAGCCGCUCCUGGCUUCUCAGUGCCACGUGUCCCCCUAAACCCCACUGGCACCCAGUAGGAGCCUGAGACACCCCUUCCACUUAUGGGCCAAUGUUGGGGCCAAGGACAUGUCCCCAUUCCUUCUUGGGGGAGCAGACGGGGAGGGGCAGGGUCAGGCCAUGGCUCAGCUGUUCCCUACCCGUGGGGAGGAAGCUGGGGGCGGGAGGCAGCCCGGGUUUCCCUGUGGGGCUGAGACAGGCACGUUUCAUUUGCACCCAACCACCGCUGUGGGGAAGGAAGCGCCAAGUGGUGCGGGGCACAGGCACCCAGCACAGCAGGGGACUCGCCGCCCCGCCAUGGCUCUGGGCACCUCGAGGACGAUGUGGGACAGCAUGGAGGGAGCUCUGGUUGUCCUCUGUGCCCUGCUGCUGUGCUGCAGCCCUCCGCUGGCCGGCUGCCACCAGGUGACCCUCUUCCCAGCCAUGUUAACUCGUCCUGCGGGCAGCUCAGCCACUUUCAUCUGCAACAUCUCCAUGGAGAACUCCAGCUCGGAGUUCAACCUCAACUGGUACCAGAAGACCAACAACAGCAGUCCCCAAAAAAUUGCUGGGUUCAUCCGGAACAUCCCCCAGAAAAAGAUGGAGAAGUACCAGCUCUUCAAUAACACUCCUGUAUUCAAGAUGGAGAUCCUGAACCUCCACCAGAAUGACUCAGGCUUCUACUACUGCGGGCUGAUCACCUUCUCCCACUCUGAUAAAGUGGUGGAGAGCAACCAUUCCCAGCUGGUAGUGACAGAAGCCCUUGAGAAGACAAACACAGUUGAGGAGCCUGAUAAGGAGGAAAGCAGCCCCCCAGACCAUGUCAAGGCCGUGCUGCUGGGCAGCUUGCUGCUAUCUGGUGUGAUUGUGCUGCUGCUCUUUGGCUACAUCAUCAUCAACAACCGGAAAGCAGAUGUACAGAAACCAUCAAGUGGAAACACUCCGGCGGAGGAGGUGAAGCCACCCAUGGUGGACUAUGGCGUGCUGGAGUUCCAGCGGGACCCACGCAGCCAGGUGCCCCUUGAGACCUGCCCAGCUGAGCAGACUGAGUAUGCCACCAUUGUCUUCCCCGAGGAGAAACCCGUCACGCCAGAGCGGGGAAAGAGGCACAAGGACGAGAGGAUGUGGCAGCUGCCCUCACAGCCCUGCUGAGGGCCAUCUGCGUGCAAGGACUGGAGUGAUGGAGUGAAUAUGAGCUUCAGUACUGGAGUUCAUGUGGGACAGUCCCGGCUGUGCUGGUGACAUGGGGAUGAGCACCAAGGAACGAGAACACGUCCAUGCUGGAUCCUGGUGCUGCGCUUUGGGCAUCUGUUCUUUGCUAUGAGCUGAGCAGUGAUGCUGAUGGGGCUGUGCUCAGAUUUUACCUCCACCUGGGGAUUCUACAUUGGCUGUGUCGCAUCCAGCGCUGCUGGCAAAACACAGCUUUGGGAGAGAGCUCCAGGGCAAGGAUGGAGGUGGUGCUGGAGACUGUCCACACACUGAGGUCUUGUCCCAGCACAGGGCCUCCUGCACGCACUGCUAUUUAACGGACCCCUGGGAAGCAGAAAGGUGCUUUCCCUCCUCUAUCAGGCACUUUCCUCUUCCUCUGUGGAGAUGAAGGACGCUGCUGGGCAUCCUGGGAAGCCCUGGGAUGGGGAUGCUGUGCCCGGUAGGAGCCAGAUCUGGCCGUGGGGGUGAAUAAAGGGUUUCAUGCCA